This is a messenger RNA of Thamnophis elegans (Western terrestrial garter snake), 1316 nucleotides long. RefSeq names its product ETHE1 persulfide dioxygenase (gene ETHE1). Gene Ontology annotation, biological process: glutathione metabolic process; hydrogen sulfide metabolic process. Gene Ontology annotation, molecular function: sulfur dioxygenase activity. NCBI's taxonomy places the organism in Eukaryota, Metazoa, Chordata, Lepidosauria, Squamata, Natricidae. The record is from RefSeq and is a predicted model, not a curated record.
CCAGCCCAGCCCAGCCCAGCCAAUGUUAAAGGACGUCGCUUCGCCCUUCGCUCCGGUUCCUCGAAGGCUGGCGCGGCACCAAGAGCCACCACCACUACCCGACCAUGCAGCCGUUGCUGCUCCGGAGAUGCCCUGCGGCUGCCCUACGGCUCUUGAACGCGCCGCUUCCCCGCACCAGCCUCCCGCAGCGAUGCUACUGCGCCGGCUCUGCCCAGCCGGGGCUGCUCUUCCGACAGCUCUUCGAGUCAGAAAGUUAUACUUACACUUACCUGCGCAUGAAGACAAAGGAAGCCGUUCUAAUAGACCCCGUUUUGGAAACAGCCAAGCGCGAUUCAACAUUGGUGAAGCAACUUGGACUUAAUUUGCUAUAUGCAAGUGAUCACACUCAUUGCCACGCUGAUCAUAUCACUGGCACGGGACUCCUGAAGCAGCUCCUUCCGUGUCGCAGUGUCAUCUCCAAGCACAGUGGGGCCAUUGCUGAUCUUCUGAUCCAGGAAGGUUAUCACCUCAAAUUUGGAGCUUUUGUGUUAAAAGCUCGUGCCACACCUGGCCACACGGACGGCUGCUUGACCUAUGUGCUGAAUGACAACACAAUGGCUUUCACGGGAGAUGCUUUGCUGACGGGAUGUGGCAGGACGGAUUUCCAACAAGGUUCUGCCGAAACCCUUUACAACUCCGUCCACAAGGAAAUCUUCACCCUUCCAGGUGACUGCCUGAUCUAUCCUGCCCAUGACUACACAGGCCAGACGGUGUCUACGGUGGAGGAAGAGCGAACUCUGAAUCCCCGUCUGACCUUGUCCAAGGAGGCUUUCGUUGAGCUGAUGAACAAUCUGAACCUACCCAAGCCCAAAAAGAUUGACAUUGCAGUCCCUGCAAACCUCAAAUGCGGAAUCCAGGAUGUCCCUAUUUAAGGCACGUCUCUUCUCUCAGGAUCAACGAUAUUCAGGGAACCUAGAAAGCCUCCCCCCCCCACUUCCUGGUGUCACUUCUGCACUCUUGCGCAAGACGCAGGUGAAGCAAUAACCGUCAAAUGCAACUCUUCGCUUCCAAUUCUUGAACUGAUUCCAAAACGAAGAGGGACCCGCUUUAUCACUCCAGCUUCCUCGUUUUUAUUUAGUUAUCUCUUCAUUAGCAAACAGCGCCUGGCACUCUGGCCUCACCUCAAAUCUGCACUGCGUGGCCUUUGAAGGCUGUUCUGCUUUGAGACGCGAGUCUCUUUCCUCCAACAUCUGACGGAGGCCCUUGGGCCGUGAAUGACUGGAACUCAACAGAGACAGCCUUCUGGGUCCAACAAAUAAAAUCCUUUUGUUUCUUAA